Struthio camelus australis is the source of this 2628-nucleotide messenger RNA. NCBI's taxonomy places the organism in Eukaryota, Metazoa, Chordata, Aves, Struthioniformes, Struthionidae. The record is from RefSeq and is a predicted model, not a curated record.
ACGACCUUCCCCUUCGCAGGAGACAGUUGCUGCAAUCCGCAAAGCAUGGGCUACAUCAAGAAAAUAGUUGAGGCGAAAAUACCAGGGAUUUAUGUUCUCUCUCUCAGGAUUGGAGACAACCUGAUCCAGGAUAUGGAGAACAGCUUCUUUAUGAAUGUGAAUGAUCAAGUGAGAGAGGUGUGUAGCCAGCUUGCAAAGGACCCUCACCUGAAAGGAGGCUACAAUGCAAUUGGCUUCUCCCAAGGAGGCCAGUUCUUGAGGGCAGUGGCCCAGAGGUGUCCUUCUCCACCCAUGUUCAAUCUGAUCUCCGUUGGGGGGCAGCACCAAGGAGUCUAUGGCUUUCCACGCUGUCCUGGUGAGAGCUCCCAUAUCUGUGACUGGAUCCGAAAGACGCUGGAUCUGGGCGCCUACACGCAAGCUGUUCAGGAGCACUUGGUACAAGCAGAGUAUUGGCAUGACCCUUUGAAGGAGGAGGACUACAGGAAAAACAGCAUCUUUUUGGCUGACAUAAAUCAAGAGAGGGGCAUCAAUGAGACAUACAAGAAAAACCUAAUGGCUCUGAAAAAGUUUGUGAUGGUGAAAUUUCUCAAUGAUACCAUGGUCGACCCUCCAAUCUCUGAGUGGUUUGGGUUUUACAAAAGUGGUCAAGCCAAGGAGACCAUUCCGCUGAAGGAGACAUUGCUGUACACAGAGGAUCGCCUGGGGCUGCAGCAAAUGGACAAAGCAGGAAAGUUGGUGUUCCUGGGGGUAAAAGGGGAUCACCUGCACUUCUCAGAAGAGUGGUUUUACACCACUAUCCUCCCCUUCCUCCAGUGAACCUAGGAGGAGGCAUCACGUGAGAGUACUGUGGAGGCUCUGUCACUGUAGCUAAUGCAGCUGCUACUGUGCCUGUGAGGGAUCUGGGGGAGCAGAAGGGGGGCUUUAGCUCAGCAGUUCCACAGUAUGCAGAGGUGGCACCCCUGUUAUACUGCAGUAGGAGACUGAGAUUCCUCUGAACAUAAUUAAACUAACUCUAAAGCACUCCAAUCCUAUGCAGGCCCUGGUAAGGCUGCAGUUGUGCCAGUCACUCCAUCAUGGCAGAAUGGCUGAGCUGCUCAAAAUGUUCGUUUUAAGUCACGCUUACAGCCCAUGGUACCUGUUCCUCUCAGGAAGCAAUGGCACUAUUAACCAAAAUCACUAGUUUAUGUAAGUCUACUUGCUGAUCUCCUUCAGCAAUGCAGCUUACUUAGCUGUAUGCAGAGGAAAGAUAGAUUACAGUCUCUACUUCAAGGCAGGGAAAAGGGCCAAAUUUAGGUGAUUCUAGGGGGAAAGGGAGGGUUUUGGAUUAAGUGGGUAUUAACAUCUUUAACAGUUUUUGGCUAAAGGCUUACUUUAUGCACUUUUGUACAGCAAUUCACAUGAAUAAAAACUUUACCUCUAACCAACUAAAAAAGGGGUGAGAUUUGAGAGUUACUGACAGGUUGAGUCAGUGAGGGGGGUUAAGGGAAAGUCUACACUUCCUCUUCAGUUUUGCUGCAUGGAGCAAGUACUCUUCAAAGCAAUCCCAGCAGAGUUAUCCAGCAAGGGCCAUCUUGUCCUAUCUGAGGUCCUGUACAUCUCUGUGCAGACUAAACAAGAGCCAUUAUAAUGAGCAAGUUGGCAUUAACUUUAUUCUAUCUUCUGUAUAAUCUCAAGUACAUAAGAAAGGUUUUUCCACAAGCCUCAGGAGAAGACAAGUACAAGUCACAGGACAGUCUCAAAAUAAAAAAAUUGCAUAUUUUUUUGUAAGUUUUGUCCUAGAGAAAGAGAACAUUGACACUUUACAGAGGAAAUGCCUUUAAGAUAUGCUUAUGCCACCCGAGGCAUUGGAAACAUGAAGGUCAAAGCACGUGCAGCGCCCUGUAUAGGUCAGUACAGUACUGUGUCUUAGCUUCAUUGCUCUACUCCAGGGCCCUGGAACAGAGACUGCAAGCCUCCCGCAAAGUAAAGAGCCAAGCAACAGGGGAAAGGGGAGAUUGAGAAGUUUCACUCUAUGGUGACUGAACACCAAUGAGAAAGAGUGAUGAACCAACUUGUUCCAACUCAGAUGUUUACUAUACUGCACUAUUGACCCUGGAAUGAAGGAGACCCUUCCUCUGCAGAAGGGGACAGGUUGAGAAGUGUCCUGGAAGACUGAACCUGAGUUCAGCUGCUCUGAGAAGGAAGCCCUGGGGCAAAGAUUCCCUUUAGAGGGUGGAGGGCUCAUGGAAAGGUGCUCAGCUCAAGCUUCCAGCUGGACUGCUGGGGGAGGGUUACUGCAGUCACUCCACUGCAGUCUUCCUGUGGCACCAGUUAAUAUAAAGCCUCCUGUCAUGGCACAAUCAGAAAUACACUGAGCUAGUAGGAAUGAUGAACGGGAAGUCAGGGUGGAAUGCUACAGCCCAAGUCCUCAGCCUUUGGUCCAACAAAACUGUUCCCAUGUCCUGUAAUGCCAGUGAUUAAUACACAGAGCUGGAAUUAGCAGCUUCCAGGGCAUCCUUGAGACAUCUGCCAUAGCAACUGCGUACUCUGGACCCUAGACACUGUUAUUUGUUGACUCAAAAAAAGGGGACAGCUUUCUUCUCUCACAUGAAGAGUUUGCUUAAAGGCAAUUAAAAAAAAAAAAAAAAA